This is a messenger RNA of Emiliania huxleyi CCMP1516, 669 nucleotides long. RefSeq lists its product as hypothetical. The record is from RefSeq and is a predicted model, not a curated record. Lineage: Eukaryota; Haptophyta; Isochrysidales; Noelaerhabdaceae. Bases 1 to 669 code for a protein of 222 amino acids. The transcript has 5 exons.
AUGCUGGCCAGCAGGCUCGUCCAGGCGGCAGUCACAGAUGGGGCUGGCGCGUCACGGGCCCACAGGCGGGCGACGAUGUUGUGCGGUUGCGUCAUGCUGCCGCGCGUGCACGAGCCACUCCUGGCUCGCUUCGCAGACGCCUUCCGCAGCGAGCAGCGGCGCCUCGAGCAGCAGCAGCAGUGGAUGCGGCGGCUUUCUCCAUCGGCUCUGGGAGUGGAGAGGCUCCUCGAGGGGAGCAAGGGGGCGGGCGUCGUACUCACGCCUCUCCGGGGUGCUCUCGACGAGCUUGGGGCAAUGGGCGCAGAGCCUUGUGCGCACCGCUACCUCAGCCGCAUGCGCGCGUUCGUUCGCACGGUUGCCGAGUUCUGCGAGAGAGGGGGCGACCCAAGGGUGCGGGCGGCGGUCGAGAUGCCGCAAGGUGCGUUAGUGCGAGUGCCGACGAAGUUUCCGGCGCGGACAUGCUGCUCGCGAUGCUCGUCGUCGCCUGCGCUCAAGCUGAUGCAGGGCGGGGUGCCCCUGAACGACAUGCAGGGCGAGACCGGCUACUGCCUUUGCAGCGUCGAGGCCGCCUUCGAGUACGUCCGCGGCGCGAGGCGCGAAGAGUUUGCAGACGAGAGGAGGAUGUCGGGCGGAUCGCCCGCGCCGGUGCUCAGGGAGUUGUCCGUUUGA